Molecule: messenger RNA, 2021 nt
Organism: Venturia canescens
Lineage: Eukaryota; Metazoa; Arthropoda; Insecta; Hymenoptera; Ichneumonidae
Exons: 4
Coding region: 234-1457 (407 amino acids)
Source: RefSeq, a predicted model, not a curated record
CGAUUCAUUUUUGAUUGAAACGUUGCACAGUUUUGUGUCGUUCUGUUAAAUAUCCCUCGCUGCUUUUUGUAUGGACUAGCCACAGAGCUUCGCACGAGUUAAAGCUUUGCGUUCGAUACGUUUGCGAAUUGCAUUUUAUCUUGGUCCCCUUGAAUUGCACACACUUCAAUAACGCAAUCGCAAUAGUUAUCAGAAUAGUUCUUUGCUGGCCUAGGCCUAGUGCGGUACAGAAAAUGGAGCAGCGAACUGUGUCAGUCGAAACUUUGAAACAUUUGGAGAAGAUUUUAAGAAUCGCUGAAAAGGACUCGGGACUUCGGAUCGAAAAUGGCGUUGAAAAGGCUGGAAGCAAACCCGGUGACAACUACAUGUCUUACGUCAUCAGAAUUAAACUUACCGGAAUUCGGGGCAAUAAAACUCCUUUCGAGAUCAACGUCAUCACCAAACACCUUCCGGGCGAUGGUAGAAAUAUGGACAUACUCAGAAACAGAGAUUUUUUCACGAACGAAGCUCAUGUGUACACGAAAAUCGUACCUGCCAUGGGCCUCGAAUCGGUCGCACCCAAGUGCUACGAAGCCAAUGCCAAUGGCGUCGUUAUGGAAGAUCUUUGUGUACAAGGAUACAUUAUGAAUGAGAGAAGAGAUUUACUCGAUUUUGAACACUGUCAGGCAACUGUAAAGGCUCACGCUCGUAUUCACGCGCGUUCGCUGAUGUUCAAGCUUAAAAAUCCUCAGGAAUUCAAAGUAUUGGUGGACCAAUUGAAGGAGGUGGGUUUUCCCCAGGAUGAUGACCCCGCGUUGGGUCAGACGAUAAGCUCUGGAGUAAGUGCAGCGAUCGAGAGUUUGAAAUCGAUUGAAAAUCCGGACGAGAAGAUCCGCGAAGCGAUAGAAUUUCUGAACAAUGAAAAAUCAGGGGCGUACGAUACGAUAAGAAAUUUGAUUGUGCGACGAGACGAAAAGUACGACGUUUUGACCCACGGUGAUUCGUGGAACAACAAUAUUUUUUUCAAACACGAUGAUAAAGGUGGAAUCGCGAAUGUUAAAUUCGUUGAUUUUCAAGUCGUUCGCCAUUGCUCGGCGGCCAUCGAUUUUCAUUACUUCGUUUACACGAGCGCCCACUCCUCCGUUAUCGAAGAGCGUUACGACGAACUCGUUCGAAUUUAUCAAGGUGCCCUUGUUAAAGAAUUGAAAAGUCUCAAUGCCAGUGACCAGGUUCUUCGCGAUUUGAGCCUCGAAUGGUUCCAAGGGGAGUUAAGAAAAACGUCGAUGUACGGUUUGUUCACUGGUUUGUGGCUAAUCAACGCCAUUUUUGCCGAGGACACUGACAUUCCUAACAUCGCCGCUAUCACUCCCGACUAUUUAGCCGGUCGCACCAAAGUUCCACUUUCCAUUCGCAGUAACAAAGUCGAGAGAGCUAAAUGUAUCGCUUUCCAUUACUGUCGUACGUAUCGCAACUUUUGACGAAGCCUUUUAUGAAGCUUUCUCAUAAAUGUUCGAUCGUUUUGAAAAUUUUACAAAAAAGGAAUGGCAUUUUUAAUAACUAACCUUUUCAAUUACGAUGGUUUAAUAACGAUACUUCGUCGAGCUUUUCACUGGCUCGAUCUCUCUGAAGUACCUUCAAUAACAUACGUUGGGAUGUCAUAUAAAAUUCCUGUAGUGGGUGUAAUUGUAAGAAUAUUCGUAGGAAUGUUUGGAAAAUGGGAUUUAUGGGGAUUCCUGAAAUACCCGAAACACGUAAAUAACUUUUAAUUUAAUAUUUUCACGAGUUCGUCGGUUCGGAUUUUAUGUUUUCAAUAUUCAAAAGGAAUUUCUCAAACUGUACAUCGCAGUAGUGAAACUAUGUAGAUAUAGAUAGAAAAUAAAUUCAAAUAAUGUUAACGGUGUCGAUGAAACAGAACGUGAAAUCAAAUAUUUUCGUACGGGGUUGAUGAACUGUAAAAAGUUGAAAGAAGAUCGCGAUCACGCAGAGAAUAAAAUUGUAAAUAUUUCUGUAUCUCUAAAUAAUAAUAAAAAGAAUGAAAAAUA